Molecule: messenger RNA, 5790 nt
Organism: Lucilia cuprina (Australian sheep blowfly)
Lineage: Eukaryota; Metazoa; Arthropoda; Insecta; Diptera; Calliphoridae
Exons: 11
Coding region: 1013-4225 (1070 amino acids)
Cellular component (GO): plasma membrane
Molecular function (GO): GTP binding; calcium channel regulator activity; GTPase activity
Source: RefSeq, a predicted model, not a curated record
CUUUAAAUUGAAAAGAAAUGAUAAAGCGGUAGUUUAAAAAUAAUAAUAAUAAAAAAAUUAAAAAAAAUUCUGGGAAGUAAUAAAAUAUGAAAUAAAAAAAAAAAAUACAAACAAAAGUUUGAAGGAUUACUUAAAAAGGAAAUGCUAUAAAGACUAAAAUUAAAUACAAAAAAAUCAAAAUAUUUAAAUAUUAAUUUUGAAAAAAAAAUAUUUUUUUUUAAGAAAAUCAAAAACAACUUUAUUGUUAUUUUAAGUGUUAAUAAAAGUCACCUUUGACAGUGUUAUAGUAAAUGUUAUAAAAACAAUCAUUACUUUUCAAUUAUAAAAAUAGUACGAGACUUUUCAAAAACAAAACCUGGUCCUUUAUUUUUUCGGUAUAACGGUUUCGUUUCUAAUAUUUUUACGCGCGAGUGCCUGCGUGUGCGUGUUUGUUUAUGUUUUUGUGUAUAUACAAAAGAAUAAAAUAAUAAAAAAAAAACAAAACAAAAAUAAACAAAAUUAUAAAUGUCUACUUUCAUAAUAAAUAGUGUAAUCAAAUAAAUGUGUUUAUAUAUUUGGUUAAAAAAUAUCAUUAGGGAUUUAUAAUGGAUACCAAUGCCAACCAUAAAGCUAAUGGAGUUUAAGCAACUCUUUUCUAAUUAAAUGCAAAAAGAAAGGGGAAAUAUAAAAACAGCUUACAAAAGAAUCCUGUAAUCAAAACCAGAAAGCAGUUAAAAAGUGUACGCAAUUUUUUUCAAUGAUGUCAUUUCUAUUACAAAAAAAAAUCCUGAAAAAAGUGUUAAAAUGUUUUAAUUUUAGCUUGAAAAUAAUGAAAAAAUAAUUGAUAAAAAAUGAUAAAAAGAAUUAGCAACGACUGAAUUGUUUUUAAAUGAGUGUAAAGAAUUUCUAAUUUACAAAAUAUGAAAAGUAGUAAAGAGAUAAAGUGAAUAAAAAGUAACGAGUUUUUCAGAAUAUAUAUUUCUUCUGUUGGAACUCAUGGAUAAGUGUAGCUGUUUUAAGGGAUCGUAUUACAAUGGAAAUGGAAACAAAAUUGGAUUCACGCCAAGGACAAUUUCCGGCCUCAUUUCCGGAUACGUUUAAGAACUUUUUUGCCAUGAUGAACGAAGAUGAGGAUCAUAUGGAUUUGUUUUCUAACUUAUUGGAAGAUAAGGUAAUACCAAGAGCAAAUAAAUUUCAACAACGACGUUACGGUGGCAGUUUACGUUGCACUACAAAUCCGCACCGAGGGCAAGGACUGGAGGGAGAGCGUGAUGGAGGUGGAGGUUUAACAACUGCUGGAACUCACAAUGUGGGACGCUCAAAUUCUUUUAGAUUCAAUAGACCACGUAAUGCAUUUAGUACAUCCUCCAGUUCAGGCUUAAACAGUUUGGGUGUAGUGGGCGGUGUUAGUGCGGGUGGUUUGGUAGGUGAACGUACAUGCAGUGCCACAUUAAGCAAUAGCAAAUUGAGUGGCAGUAGCAGUAGUUUAUUGUGUAAACAUAUUAAAUAUUGUUGUCUUCACCAGCAGCAACAGCAUCAACAGCAACAGAAGAAUUUACAACAGACUAUACCACCUUGCAGCCAACAACCACAGCAUCAUUUGCAGCACCAACAACAACAGCACCAGCAAUUGUUUCAACAACAACCCUCCGCACACCAACAACAGCCUUCAAUACAUUAUGUUCAGAAAUCCUAUCAUCCUGACUACAACAAUAGCAACAAUUCCCCACAAAUUCCUAAUGCAACUUGUACCCACAACACGAACAACUGUUGCAGUAGUUUAACAACAGCUGGUGCAGCAACAGCAACAAAUGUCACCAGUACACGUCUUGGACCAGAUGGCGAAGAUAAUGCAACGAGUGGUAUGUUGAAUAAUGGUCUGGCGAAUUGCUUAGCCAAUGGCCAACUUCAUCAACAUCAUCAACAACAACAGCAGCAACAUCAUCAUCACCAACAACAUCAACCAUCAUCGUCUUCAUCAUCUUCUUCGUCAUCAAACUCUCAACAGAACAACAAGCAACAACCACAAAAACGUCAUUCAAUUAUAUUGGAACGUGCUUUUGACUUUGACAGCGAUCGCAUUGCUUUAGUAAAAUCACCCGUGACGCAUUCGAAACCUUCACGCAUGAAUUUGAUACCAGUUGACACAGGUGGUGUUUUAACAUUUCAACAAGCCAUGUCAGGUGCUGUUUCACCUCAAUACUCGGCAGCCACCUCACCCCUUUAUGCACCCAACUCCAUGGUUGGUAGCAUUAAUAGUCACUUGCCCUCAUCAGCCUCUGCAGCAGCUGUUGCUGCUGCCAAUGCCACAAACUCAACAGAACUUGACAUGUUGCUCGAGGAUACAACAUCAACAGCAUCACCUACAUCAACAGUAUGUUGUGGUGAUGGCAGACCACCGAAUGGACCAUAUGUUGCCGAUACACCGACUGGAGAUUGUAGUGGUGGCAUGAGAACUAGAAAUGACCACCAAUUUCCACAUGCAGAUGGUGACUUGGAUUCACCUACUGCUAUGCCCCAUGAACGUAUAGCGGGUGUUGGUUCGAGUCUUAUACAUGGCGGCAGUUCAGCAACGAUUGCUCAAUUGGGCAGCAGGCAAAGGCAACGUAUGCGUACUUCUAGCAUGCCGGCAGAGAGUAGAAAGCCCCGUUUAGCUGACACCCGCCGACAAGCCAUCCACUGUGCUGACUUGGAUUUGGAAUACUAUCGAUUGCGUAGUUUUAGUAUUACUUCACAUGGCGUAUGUAAUUUGGGAGAUUCUUUAAGAAGCCGCAGAUCUCGAUCGAUUAAUUCGGUAACCUCUACUGGUACAUCAAAUAGCGGUAAAGAUAGACAUAAUAGUAAUGCUUCGCGUACAUCUGGAGAUAUUUUAUUUGAAAGUGAUAAAAUAAAUGCAAGUCAGGGAGUAGGUGGUGUUGCUGGCAAUAUUGGUGGUAAAGCUCAAAUACCCGUGUAUAAAAUUGCCAUGUUGGGAGCAUCCGGUGUAGGAAAAACAACAUUAACGUAUCAAUUUACAACAUCCGAUUAUAUUUGCGCCUACGAUUUAAGUUUGGAUGAUGAUUAUGGACAAAAAACCGUAUCGGUUCUGGUCGAUGGCAUAGAGACAGAUUUGGAAAUUAUUGAUCAUCCAGCCUGCGAAAUGUCGGCCGAAGCAUUCUGUUCCACUUACAAUAUUGAUUUAUUUGUGGUCGUCUAUUCUGUGGUGGAUCGUUCCUCAUUCAAACAGGCGGAAAAGAUUCUACAAUAUUUAAAAGAAAACGAAAUGUUGCUAACAAGAGGAGCCAUUCUCGUGGGCAAUAAAACUGAUUUGGAAAGACAUCGAGAAGUGAAUAGGCAAAUGGCGCGUAAAUUGGCCAAAGAAAUUGCGUGUAAAUUCAUAGAAACAUCUUCCGGUCUGGAUCACAACGUCGACGAACUUUUAGUAGGUAUUGUGGCACAAGUCAAACUAAAUCCCCAACGUUUACGCAAUCUAAGCGAAAAGGAUAGACAACGUUUGAACCUGCAGAGUACAAUACAAAAACACAGACGAUUGUAUGCACCACCCCGACGUAUGGUGCGACAAAUGUCCAUGUGUCAAGCAGAAGCAGAGGAUGGUGGUGACUACACCAAUGAGGGAGACGAUGAUAAUGAAAAUGAAUUGGUGCAUGAUGAAAAUCAAUCAAACAACAUUAUGCUAACCGGAGAUGAGGGCAUUGGUACGGGUAGUGAGCGAACAGCUAGUACAAGUUUAUCCUCAUCAAAUGCUGGCAAAUCGUGUGCCUCAUCCAUUGCAUCCAAGGGACCAGUUAGAAAAACCACUAAACGCACUUUGAAUUUAGAGAGUAUUUUGAAAAUGGGUGAAAGUGAGCUAGAGGAUGAAGAGGAAGCCCAAAGAUUGUCAUCGAAUAGUAGUCAACAGUAUGCAUUUAACAAUGCCAGACCUUUGAGUAAAUUUGAAUUGUUGGCCAACAAUAUGAAAACAUCUACUGGCAGGACACCCUUUGGCAGUGUUAAUUCUUCACCCAAAUCAAGAAAAUCCUAUGAAUCGAGUUCAGGUUUAGGCAGCUCUCAGACACAUGACUCUGCACAUACUUAUAAGGAAACACAUGCCGAGGAUUCUUUGCUCAAUGACUGCAAUAGCAAGACUGUAUCAAAAUUGACCAGUCGCACCAAAGUGUUUUUAUCUUCAGUAUUGCGAUUUAAAAAAGCCAUUAAUGUGGCCAAGCGUCGAAAUUCUUCUUCGUGCAGUGAUCUAUUUGUCAUUUAGGAAAAUCAUUAAAUUGCAAAAACUACAACAACAACAACAAAAUCAAAACAAUAAAAGUCUUCAAGCUAAGAAACAGACCAAGUAUUUAAAUAAAAAAAAUAUAUUAAUUAAGUUUAUAAUCAAAUUAAACCAAAAGACAUGUCCCCAUUUCUUGUUAUUGGGACAUGGUCACUGUUCAUUUCAAUUAUUAUGCAUGCAAAAUGGAAUUAAACAAAUAUUUCUUAUUAAGAAUAAACUAUGAAAACAAAAAUAAUUUUCUUUUAUAGUUAAAAUAAAAUGCAAUAAAUUAAUUUAGAUUUUAUAUAUUUCAUUGCAGAAAGCAAACAUGCAAAUUUUCAAGGUUUCACAAAAAUAUAAAAAAAGAAAAAUCAUAUGAAUUUUCCUCAAAAUAUACAAUACAACAGAAUAAUAUCCAUUACUUUUGAGAGUGUUAUAGCAAAAGGGAAUUCAGCAGUAUUUUUAAUUAAUUUAUAAAAAUUCUAUUAAAUAAUGAAAAAAAACCCAGUCAAAAACUCAUCAACAGCUUUCGAUGUUAGUAGAAAGCACUUAUUUUGUACUUCUUCGGAAGUAAUCUUUAAUUCUUUUUUAAUUUUAAAUUUAGAAAAUUAAUUUUUUGACUUCUUUAGAAGUGGUUUCAUUUACUAGCAUGAUAAGUUUUAACAUAAGGACUGUAAAUACUGUUUAUUUAAUAUUUUUGUAUAAAUUUCUUUAAUACUUUUUUAAUUACUUUUCAUUAAAAGAAAAACGCAAAAAGUAUGACUAGAAAACUAAUAUUAAAACCUCAAUUGUAGAAGUGGUAUCAAGUUAUCUGCAAUGAUUUGGCAUUAUCGAAUUCGUGCUGGGUAAUUAUUUUAAUCUAAAUCUAUCAAAUCAUUUUGAAAUUUCUGAGGAAAUGACUUUCAGUAAUAAAAUUAACGCAAGAAAUUAUACAUAUUAAAUCAUAGUAAAACAAUUUUAUACAAAAUAUAUGUACAUAUAUCAACACACAAAACAAAAAACAAUAUUUAUGAACAUGAAACCAAAUAUCUAACCGAAGGGCACCAUUUAUAAUUAAAAAUUAAAAACAUAUCGCUAUUAUAUUAAAAUGAAAUAACAAACGCAAACAAUAAUUUAACUAAAACUAAUAAUUGCAACAAUUUUAUAUUAAAAUACAAACUUUUAAAGAAAUACACUCAACAAGACAACUACUAAUUAAAUGAUCAGAAGUUAAAAUCACAUAACUGCUUAUUAUGUUUAACAUUUGAUUCUAUGAUGGCUAUCUAUUGUUUACAAAGUAAUCUGUGGCCAUAGUCAUCUAAAGAUCGAUUAAAAAUAGCUAGUUAGGUGGUGUCAACUUGUGAUCAUCAAAACCUAUAUUCAAAGAAAAUUGCUCAAAUAAUAGGAAAAUAGUUAUAAAAUUAAAUAUAAACAGAACAACGUAAACAGGUAAAUGAAACGAAAUUAAUUUAUGGAACUAAACAAAAACAAAAUAAAAUCCUUAAAAAUAAUACACAAAACAGAAGAAUUUCCAUUAUAAGUUAGUUCUAGUGCAGUUUUAGUUCAGUUCUAGUUCAGUUCUAGUUCAG